UUAUUAUUGGUGGUGUUAUUAAUUUCUGAAACUAAAAAUUCAGAGAACUGUGUUUCUAUUGUGCGCGUGAAAGAGAGAGAGAGAAGAAUCAGAUUAGCCUCUUUGAAUUUUCAAUCACAAUCACAAUACUCAAAAUCUAGGUUUUUUUUUUUCGUUCUUCCUCAGGGAUCUGAGGAUAUGCAACCCAAGUCUGAAACCGCAAAUCAACUGAGAUCAGAUCCUCAUUCAUUUCAGCCCAGUGGUGUUUAUUCUGAACCUUGGUGGCGUGGUGUUGGAUACAAUCCUGUGGCGCAAUCGAAAUCGAUGUCUGGUGCCAAUUCCUCAUCUCUUGAUUGCCCCAAUGGUGAUUCAGAAUCUAAUGAGGAAGGUCAGUCUAUGUCCAAUAGUGGGAUGAAUGAGGAAGAUGAUGAUGCCGCUAAGGAUUCACAGCCUGCUGCUCCUAAUCAGUCAGGAAAUUAUGGGCAAGACCAACAAGGAAUGCAGAACGCUGCAUCAUCUGCACUUACUAUUCGUGAAGAAUGCCUCACACACACUCCUCAGCUGGAACUUGUUGGUCAUUCAAUUGCAUGUGCUACAAAUCCUUAUCAGGAUCCAUAUUACGGGGGCAUGAUGGCAGCUUAUGGUCACCAGCCAUUGGGAUAUCCUCCUUUUAUAGGAAUGCCUCAUGCCAGAAUGCCUUUGCCCCUUGAGAUGGCUCAAGAACCUGUUUAUGUGAAUGCCAAACAAUACCAGGGAAUUCUGAGGCGAAGACAAGCUCGUGCUAAAGCAGAGCUUGAAAGGAAGCUCAUAAAAUCUAGAAAGCCAUAUCUUCAUGAAUCUAGACAUCAGCAUGCUAUGAGAAGGGCAAGAGGCACCGGAGGACGAUUUGCAAAAAAAACUGAUGGGGAGGGCUCAAACUCAGGAAAGGAUAAUGGCUCUGGUCCAGUCCUGUCAUCACAGUCAAUUAGUUCAUCUGGUUCAGAACCUUUGCCUUCGGACUCUGCCGAAACCUGGAACUCUCCCAACAUGCGACAAGAUGCAAGAGCAUCAAAUGAAAAUGGUGGUGGCUCCUAUCAUAGUAACAACAAUGGUAUGCAAUCUUCAAGGUAUCAGGGUGAAAGAGUGGAUGAUGGUGGGGACUGUUCAGGGCAGCUGCGUGGAAGCAUGUCCUCAAACGAGGCAUCUCAGAGGCGACUUGCAAUUCAGUAGACCCCCUCCUGCAUGGGGGGAUAGAUGCUGAGAGUUUUAGUGGGUAGAGAGUCAACUCCAGCUGAUAUGGAUGGAUCGUCAGGUCAGAAGACUGUGGAGAAAACAAACUCUUUUGAUGUACCAAACUAUCUUGUUUCAUGGGUUUGUUUUGUGUACCUUAACCGGUUGGUUGUUAAUGUUAACAUGGAACAUCAUUAUAAGAGAAUCAAACAUGCAUCUAGUUCUAGUCA
This is a messenger RNA of Trifolium pratense (red clover), 1418 nucleotides long. Its product is annotated as nuclear transcription factor Y subunit A-1. The coding region runs from base 178 to 1188 and encodes 336 amino acids. Gene Ontology annotation, biological process: regulation of transcription by RNA polymerase II. The transcript is spliced from 7 exons. Gene Ontology annotation, molecular function: RNA polymerase II cis-regulatory region sequence-specific DNA binding; DNA-binding transcription factor activity, RNA polymerase II-specific. Gene Ontology annotation, cellular component: CCAAT-binding factor complex. NCBI's taxonomy places the organism in Eukaryota, Viridiplantae, Streptophyta, Magnoliopsida, Fabales, Fabaceae. The record is from RefSeq and is a predicted model, not a curated record.